Messenger RNA from Raphanus sativus (radish), 1581 nucleotides. Its product is annotated as 26S proteasome regulatory subunit 8 homolog A-like. Gene Ontology annotation, biological process: proteasome-mediated ubiquitin-dependent protein catabolic process. Lineage: Eukaryota; Viridiplantae; Streptophyta; Magnoliopsida; Brassicales; Brassicaceae. The record is from RefSeq and is a predicted model, not a curated record. Bases 76 to 1341 code for a protein of 421 amino acids. The transcript has 9 exons. Gene Ontology annotation, molecular function: ATP binding; ATP hydrolysis activity; proteasome-activating activity. Gene Ontology annotation, cellular component: proteasome regulatory particle, base subcomplex.
AAAACCAAAAAAACCACAUCUCUCUUCUUCUCGUCACGAAAUCGAAAUACCCAGAGACAAUCAAUCGCUCACGAUAUGGCGGCCGUAGGAGUCGAGUCGAGGCAUCGUCCCGAGACAGCGAUGGAGGAAGCCUGCAACGCCAAGGGAGCUGUGGCGGCGAAACAAGGGGAAGGUCUUAAGCAGUACUACCUCCAGCACAUCCACGAGCUUCAGCGCCUGCUCCGCCAGAAAACCAACAACCUCAAUCGCCUCGAAGCUCAGAGGAAUGAACUCAAUUCUCGAGUACGAAUGCUCAGAGAAGAGUUGCAGCUGCUUCAGGAACCAGGUUCCUAUGUGGGUGAAGUGGUUAAAGUGAUGGGAAAAAACAAGGUCUUAGUUAAGGUUCAUCCUGAGGGGAAGUACGUUGUUGAUAUUGACAAAAGUAUUGACAUAAACAAGAUCACACCCUCGACAAGAGUUGCUCUCCGUAAUGAUAGCUAUGUUCUUCACCUGGUUCUGCCAAGUAAAGUCGAUCCCCUGGUCAACCUUAUGAAAGUUGAGAAGGUUCCUGACUCCACAUAUGACAUGAUUGGUGGUCUUGACCAGCAAAUUAAGGAAAUCAAGGAGGUCAUUGAGCUGCCAAUCAAGCAUCCUGAAUUGUUUGAGUCUCUUGGAAUUGCGCAGCCUAAGGGUGUGUUGUUAUAUGGUCCACCUGGAACUGGGAAGACACUUUUGGCUCGAGCUGUGGCACAUCACACUGACUGUACCUUCAUCAGAGUUUCUGGUUCCGAGCUGGUCCAGAAAUACAUCGGAGAAGGUUCUAGAAUGGUCAGAGAGCUUUUUGUGAUGGCAAGGGAGCAUGCACCAUCAAUCAUCUUCAUGGAUGAAAUCGAUAGUAUCGGGUCUGCUCGUAUGGAAUCUGGAAGUGGAAACGGUGACAGUGAGGUGCAACGGACUAUGCUUGAGCUUCUCAAUCAACUUGAUGGAUUCGAAGCAUCAAACAAAAUCAAGGUUUUGAUGGCAACAAACCGUAUUGAUAUUCUGGAUCAAGCUCUUCUCAGGCCAGGAAGGAUUGAUAGGAAAAUUGAAUUCCCCAAUCCUAAUGAAGAUUCACGUUUUGAUAUCUUGAAGAUUCACUCGAGGAAGAUGAAUUUGAUGCGUGGAAUUGACCUGAAAAAGAUUGCUGAGAAGAUGAAUGGUGCUUCCGGUGCUGAACUGAAGGCUGUGUGCACGGAAGCGGGAAUGUUUGCUCUGAGGGAGAGGAGAGUACACGUGACACAGGAAGACUUUGAAAUGGCGGUGGCGAAGGUAAUGAAGAAAGACACAGAGAAGAACAUGUCUCUGCGUAAGCUCUGGAAGUAGGGAGUCUCUUUGUUGUCUAGACCUGAUAAAUCAGCCUUUCUUUACUGUUCGUUGGUUCUUUCUGAAAUCUUUUCGUUUAAGCAUUGUGAAAACAAAGUUGGUUACAAACACUAGUUUAUUUUUCAAAUGGUCCUAAGACAUCAGUUUCGAUUUUAACAAACAAGCUUUUUUGUUUUGUUUUUUACAUUGUAGAAUUGCAUCCCCAACUGAGUUAUCAGAUUAAGAUUUGGUUGGGUUAAA